This is a messenger RNA of Phytophthora sojae, 3069 nucleotides long. RefSeq lists its product as hypothetical. Gene Ontology annotation, molecular function: P-type calcium transporter activity; ATP binding; ATP hydrolysis activity. The transcript has 3 exons. Gene Ontology annotation, biological process: calcium ion transmembrane transport. Gene Ontology annotation, cellular component: membrane; intracellular membrane-bounded organelle. The record is from RefSeq and is a predicted model, not a curated record. Bases 1 to 3069 code for a protein of 1022 amino acids. NCBI's taxonomy places the organism in Eukaryota, Oomycota, Peronosporomycetes, Peronosporales, Peronosporaceae.
AUGUCGUUCAAGCUCUUGACGGGCGACCUCAUCCGCCUCGUCGAGACUCCGCACGAGAAAAUCGCCGAGCAGCUCGAGAGCGUCGGCGGACUGGACGGCGUAGCAGCCGCGCUUCGGGUGGACCUCCGCCAAGGCCUAGACGCCAAAGAUGCCGCCGACCUCCGCAACCGCGAGGACUUUUUCGGCAAGAACUACAUCCCUCCGCCCAAGGCCAAGGGCUUCCUGGAGCUCAUGUGGGACGCGUUCCAGGACAUCACCAUCAUCAUCUUGACCAUUUCGGGCAUCUUCUCCAUCGUCCUGUCCUCCACUGUGGGUGACCAUAAGGAGACGGGGUGGGUCGAGGGAGCGUGCAUCAUCCUGGCGGUGGUGGUGGUCGCCCUCGUGACGGCAGUCAACGACUACCAGAAGGAGCAGCAGUUCCGGUCCCUAAACGCGGUGAAGGAGGACGAGAAGAUCAAGGUCAUCCGCAACGGAGCUCCGACAGAGGUGAGAAAGUGGAACCUGCUGGUUGGAGACAUCGUCCGUGUAGAUCUGGGCGACAUCAUCCCGGCGGACGGCAUGGUGUUCGACGAGAAGGAGCUCAAGAUGGACGAGAGCGCCAUGACCGGAGAGUCCGAUCUGCUCACCAAGAACCGCGAGAACCCCUUCCUCUUGUCAGGCACCAAAGUGAUGGAGGGACUCGGCAAGAUGUUGGUGAUCUGCGUCGGUGAGAACUCCCAGGCUGGUGUGAUCAAGAGUCUGAUCAAUGGAACGCGUACCACUACGAGCAAGAAGAGUGAGGCCAAGGAUGCAAAGUCUGGUGCAGAUGAUGGGAAGCAGGAUCCGGAUGAUAUUUACUCUCCAUUGGAAGGGAAGCUCUACAACCUGACCAUUUUGAUCGGCAAACUCGGCACUAUUGUGGCUCUGUUGGUCUUUGUCAUCAUGUCCAUCCGCUUCUCCAUCGACACGUUCGCUAUCGACGACAAACCCUGGAAGAAUGGCUACAUCAGCGACUAUUUGGGCUUCUUCAUCAUUGCAAUCACUGUGCUCGUCGUGGCCAUCCCCGAAGGUCUCCCACUCGCUGUCACAAUCGCUCUCGCUUACUCGGUCAAGAAGAUGCUGGUGGAUAACAAUCUCGUUCGACACCUCGAUGCGUGCGAGACGAUGGGCAGUGCCACGACUAUUUGUUCCGACAAGACUGGCACGCUGACGACUAACCGGAUGACAGUCAUGAAGGUUUGGAUUGGAGACACAGAAUUCUCCUCCGCAGCCGAAAGUAUGAACUCUCUAAGUGACGACAUGAAGGAGGCCCUUUGCCACGGUAUUGCCAUCAACUCCACCGCUGAGAUCUUGCCGCCGAAGGUGGAGAACGGGCUACCGGAACACACUGGCAACAAGACGGAGUGUGCCUUGCUCCAGUACAUCCGAGACGGUGGCGUGGAGUACACUGACAUUCGUGCCAAUAACGAGAUCGUGCACAUGUUGACGUUCAGCAGCGCCAAGAAGCGCAUGUCAGUGGUGGUUAGUCGCGGAGCUUCCAAGUGCCGAGUAUACACGAAGGGCGCUACCGAAGUUGUCCUUGGACUGUGUGAGCAGCUUCAGCGAGUGGAUGGGUCCAUUGAGGCUCUGAGUAGCGCGCGCAAGACUGAUAUUGGGGCGACUGUGAUUGAGAAGUACGCGUCGCAGGGGUAUCGCACUCUGUGUCUUUCGUACCGCGACUUGGACGUGCCAGCUGAGGAGCUGAACAACUGGGCUGACGACGACGUGGAGAAGGAGCUGACGUGCGUCGCCAUUGUGGGCAUUGAAGACCCCGUGAGACCGGAGGUGCCGGACGCCAUUCAGCACUGCAAGCGAGCUGGGAUCACAGUGCGUAUGGUGACCGGAGACAACAUCACCACUGCUCGAUCCAUUGCAGGAAAAUGCGGCAUUAUCUCAUCGGGCGAUGGAUCCUUGGUCAUGGACGGACAAACGUUCCGCUCCAAAGUGCUCGACCAUCAAGGCAACAUCAUUCAGUCGCAGUUCGACCAGAUCUGGCCGAUGCUUCGUGUACUCGCGCGGUCGUCUCCAAAGGACAAGUACACGCUAGUUACUGGCCUAAUGCAGAGCAACCUAACGCCUCACGGUCCUCAGGUCGUGGCUGUGACUGGAGAUGGCACAAAUGACGCACCAGCGUUGAAGAAAGCCAACGUCGGCUUUGCGAUGGGGAUCAGCGGCACUGCAGUCUCUAAAGAUGCGUCGGACAUUAUCCUCAUGGACGACAACUUCAACUCGAUUGUCAACGCGAUCAAGUGGGGCCGCAACGUGUACGACUCGAUCUCCAAGUUCCUGCAGUUCCAGCUGACGGUGAACGUCGUGGCUAUCAUGCUCGCCUUCAUCGGCGCCGUCGCCUUGGAGCAGUCUCCUCUGUCUGCCGUGCAGAUGCUGUGGCCCACUCAGGCUCUGCUGGAGCGCAAGCCGUAUCCGAAGACGCAGCCGUUGAUCUCCAAGAAGAUGACGAAGCACAUUCUGGGCCAAUCCGUUUUCCAGCUCGUGCUGCUCUUGGCAAUUGUGUUCACUGGUGAAAAGUGGUUCGGUGUUCCCUCUGGCCGCGUGGACGACUUGGAGGAGGACCACAAGGACGACUCGACCGUGCACAUGACGAUCGUCUUCAAUACGUUUGUGUGGAUGCAGCUGUUCAACGAGCUCAACUGCAGGAAGAUCCACGAUGAGGUCAACAUUUUCACGGGCAUCACCAAGAACCGUGUGUUCCUCUAUGUGUGCGUCCUCCAGGUUGCGAUGCAGGUGGUCAUGGUGCAGUUUACGGGCGACUGGUUCAACUGCACACCGCUGAAUGUUGGUCAAUGGUUCGCCUGCAUUGGAAUGGGCUUCAUCUCGCUCCCUCUCGGUCUGCUACUACGCUCCAUCUCGACGAAGAACGCGCCCAACUGGAUGGCCAUGUGCCGGGAUGCGGAUACCGAAGAAGUACGCGAGGUGACUAACGGACGUGGUCAUCAGCUCUGGCUGCGCAGCUUUGCACUGAUCCGAGCUCACCUACGCGUGGUUAAGGCAUUCAAGAAGGGACUAGAGACGAAGGCACUUCUGAAGGCGUAG